GCUUCUCCACAUUUUAAAGUGGAGGAAUAAGCAGUAAGCAGUUGUGCCGAAUAUCAGCUAGAACCAUACUGUCUGCUUACAAGGUGCAAGACCUUUUCAGGGUCUACUGUAGAUGUUUAGAUAACAUUCCUUUUGACCUGCCAGGUCAUGCCUCCUGGAGAAUAAAGCCUUUAAUUACUGACUUUCAAGUCCAUCUGAGAAUAUAGGAACAAAAAGUGGCAUGGAAAGUCUUGUAAUAGCCCCGGAACGUUCUCUGCUCUAAAGCAACUGGUGACAUUCUAUUUUUAAGUCUUACAUGGUAUGUGUAACUCGGUGAGCAAAGGCCUUGAAACUCAUUUACUGAUCACAGCAGUGUUGUGUGCUGCCUGAGGAGCAUUGGACACAGUGGUGAUCCACACUCAGGAGAAUGGAGUCAUUUCCUGUCCCAGUGUUCUUCAGCCGCUGUAGUGGGUCAGAGGUGUUUGGGCAGUGCUGGCAUGCAAAGCCUAGAAACGGUGCUCUGAGAAGUGCUACUGUAAAUACAAGGAAUGGAAAAAUUCAGAAAUGCUUGUUCAGCUUCUUACUCCUGUGCUGAAGAAUGAUCUCUUUCCAGGGCUGCUGGAAUGCAGUGUCCUGUUAAUAAUAUAAAUGACUCAAAAUUAUGGUUUCCCCCAUGCUGUAUGGUGGCAACUUGCAAAGCUUGUUUGGAACAGGUAUUUUUCAGUAGGGUACUGGUGAACAGUAGAAGUCUUGAGUCAAGAGCCCCCCGCUUCCCAUAGAUGGAUGCCUUUUGCUGAGUCUCUUGGCUGGACAUUGAGAAACUCUACUUGGGGCAUAUGCUUAGUGCUGUGUACUAUUAGUGAGAGGGGAAAACAGUUCUCUGUGGAGAAUGUUAUCCCUCAGGAAAGAAUUGUAAGUGGCAAUAGGCAAGGAAUGCAGUUGUCGUGUUCCAAGUUUGUUGUCACAAUUUCCGUAAAUCAGUUAAGUAGUUGGCAUAUGACAGAGUGCCACCUGAACACUUGAGUUUUGCUGAGUGUUUUCACUGCUUCUUAUUUUGAGAAGGAAUUGCAUUUGGAUUUCAGAAGUAAGCAAGAAUCUCUGCUUCUUGUAAAACAAGAGAUAUUACAAGCCGUUGCUGCUUCCAGUGAAGUCUUACAGAAAACUGAGUCGUGGAGGGCCAGUACCUGUAGCUGAUUUACUGCUCCACGAGCAGCAGCAGCACUUCUUGACUCCCACUGAGUUCGUAACUCAACAGGAAAGGCAGGGGCAUCAAUGUGUUCAAGACAUAUAUUUGAAAGUUGGGGAACUAGUGAAAGAGUUGCAACUUUUUGAAGAUACAAACCUUACCACAUCUAGAAAGUAAUACAGGAAACUUCAUCCACACUUCAUCAAAAUGCAGCGGAGUCUCUUACAUUCUGCAUCUCAGCUGGCACAUGGGACGUGUUGGUUCUUCCCUCGCACCAGUGUCUUUCAGUGCUUAAAAGGACAGUCUGUGUUGUCUAAUGUGGGGUGCAAAGUGAUUCUGGCACUGGACCCUCCUAAACGAUGUCUUCAUGCGGGUGCAGCUCACUUUGCCUCAAAGAAAACUGCUUUUUCAUCACAGCCAGCAGACGCUUCUCACAAAGUAUCAGAAGAGAGAAAUCCUUUGCUUUCGGCCACUGAUGCACCCAAGCAGAGUCCUGCAGAGUCAGAUUCUUCAGAACCCGACCCAUUACAAGAUAAAUCAAUUAGUCUUGUUCAGAGAUUCAAGAAAACUUUUAAGCAGUAUGGGAAAGUCAUGAUUCCAGUGCACCUUCUGACUUCCACUGUGUGGUUUGGAUCCUUUUACUAUGCAGCCAUGAAUGGAGUGAAUGUUGUUCCAUUCCUAGAGUUGAUUGGCUUACCAGACAGCGUAGUAGACAUCCUGAAAAAUUCCCAGAGUGGAAAUGCACUAACUGCAUAUGCAUUGUAUAAAAUUGCAACUCCUGCCAGAUACACUGUGACUUUGGGAGGAACAUCCGUCACUGUUAAAUACCUACGUAAGCAGGGCUACAUGUCCACACCACCACCAGUAAAGGAAUAUCUACAAGACAGGAUGGAGGAAACAAAGGACAAAAUUACGGAGAAGAUGGGGGAAACAAAGGACAAAAUUACGGAGAAGAUGGGGGAAACAAAGGAUAAAAUUACAGAGAAGAUGGGAGAAACAAAGGAUAAAAUUACAGAGAAGAUACAAGAAACCAAAGAUAAAGUUUCAUUUAAAAAAAUAAAGGAGUAGGAGAGAUGCUUAAUUUUUGGAUAUAGCAAACUUAGCACUUUAACCGUUUGUGAGGCAGGAUAUGCAAAGUACACUUCUGAGCUUUUUUUUUUUUUUGCCUUUUUUUUUCUUUCCCCUUUCUCUAGAGACUACAAUUGCUGCAUGGAUUUAAAGGUUAAAGUUCCUUGGGGAAGAGGUUGUGACAAAGUUUCAAUUUACAGAAGGAAAAGUGAAUCUCAGAAGUUAACAUGUCCCUUGGUAAUGAUGUUAACAAUUACUCUUCCCUCUGUUUCUUUCCACAUGCCCUUCCUCAGAAUGAAGGCGAUUUCUGCCAAAAGCCACUACUCUGCUCUUCUCCCAUCACAGUGCACAGCCAUGGUUCCACUAGCUUCCAUUAAAUGAGAAUGAAGAUUUCUCUGGUGGGAAGAGCAGCAUGUUUAGGUUUUUAGAGUAUGUGGACCCAAGCCUCUUCAAUCGUGAUCAUCUCUCAGUGUGGAGGAGACCAUUGUCACUGAUACUGCACAUGAAGGAAGUGGUGGAUCAGCUACUCAGCAGGAAUUAAUUUACAAUGGCUUCCUUGGCUUCCACCAGGCUGCAGUGGUUUGCAAGUUGAGACUAUGAAUCUUUCUUGGACAGUGCAUCUCUUCAGAAAUCUCAACUGAAAGCUAUAGGAAGAGGAGUUAAUCACAGCCAUACUGUCAAGUAUACUUUGUUUCCUGAAGUUGAUAUACAGUACAAACUCAUUAAAUGAAAUUAAUCAAUAACUGUAUAUUAAACACUAGGAUUUGUUCAUUGUGUUAAAGUUUACAAACCUGCUCUGUUUCAUUUUUGAAACAAAAAAUUUUUGAAAGAGAAGUUUAUUUGAGAAAUUGCUAUAGUAAGGGGCUUUUUAAACACAUGGAAAGUUAGAGUUAAACCCCAAAGUAUUUCCUCCUCCCUCAGACCUCAGUAAAACAAUUUGACUAAAAUAAGCAUGAUUUCUGAGACAGUGAUCACAGUCUUUCAAACUUUUUUCCCCCUAGAUUAAGUCAAGCAAACACUUAUUCAUACCUGAAGGCUGAAAUGCUGUCUCAGAUGUCAUAAAGGACUAAAGUUGAAACUGUUCUAUUUGGCUGGGCAGGCAAACUUCUCUCAGUUUUAUUCAUAUGUAGGCUAAAUUGAAGUGUAUUUUUUCUACAGAUCUCACUUUGGAGCAACUCAGCAUGUGUAAGUUGUUUAACAAAGGUGCUUUUUGCAGGGGUAUAUGGGGAAGCAACAGAGUUGGACCCUGAGCAUUGCAAUUGAUUGGAGUGAAAAAAUAAAAAACUGAUGAAGUAUCAGCUCUGCCCCACUGUCCCGUUUUCAUUCAAGUCACUGAGGGCUUCUCCAUGUUUAAGUGAGUUGAACUUCAUUAACUUAAUUGUGCAGGAUUGAUUACAUACUUCUCUGCCUCCGCCCAUAUGUAAAAUAGUAACUGCAAUCUAAUGCCUACCUCACAGGGAUGUUGUGAGGAAUAAUCAUUGUCUAUUCAGUGACCUGAAGAUGUAAAAGUGCCAUGUUUCUGAUAAAUAUUAUUUUAAAAAGA
Molecule: messenger RNA, 3776 nt
Organism: Cinclus cinclus
Lineage: Eukaryota; Metazoa; Chordata; Aves; Passeriformes; Cinclidae
Gene: MIMS1
Product: family with sequence similarity 210 member A
Exons: 5
Coding region: 1373-2233 (286 amino acids)
Cellular component (GO): mitochondrion
Source: RefSeq, a predicted model, not a curated record